AUGGCUGAACUUUCCGUUUCCGACCUCAAUUCUCAAGAACAACCCGUUCUUGCCGCCGCCACUACCGCCGCCGUAACCGAACCGAUUGCAUUUCCUCAGCAACAAAACACCAGUGAACUCGAAGAGAAGAAGAAACGCCUCUUGGAAGAACUCGAAUCCGCUUUGAUCCCACCUCCGAUUCCCAAACCUGUUCACAAACCUAACCCCAAACCUAAUCGCUUAGGUUUGGGAAUUGAGGUGAUCGACGAAACCGCGUUGCUCGACAGCAUUCCGAAGAUCGGAAAGCUUCCGAGAAGAAGAGCUUCCAAGAAGAUUCACAACAAAGCUGUAACUGCCACUGAGACUGAGGGUUUUGCUGCAAGAAACAUCGUCAUCGGCGGCAGCAGUAGCAGCAGCAGCGAGGGUGAGAGGAAGUACUCUCGAGAGGAAAUGGAGGCUUUGAGGUUUGUGGAUGUCUCCCAGCAGUGCAAAUUCUGGAAGAAGAUAUACGCUGCUCUUCAAUCCGCCUUCACCGGCGAGUAUGAUGCUUUGAUUGCCGCUCCCAGCAACCCUAUUCCGUUCGUUCCCAACAAGAAACCCAUUCUCACUGAAGAGUGCAUUGAAGAUUAUGAUAGUGAGGAUGAUUAUGCCAGCAUCCAGAGGCCUGCUUUUCAAGUAGAUGGAGAACCUGAUUUUGAUUCUGGUCCACCGGAAGACGGAUGGGAAUAUCUUAGGCGUGUCAGGUGGGAGGCACAUCAAAUUCCUAAUGUGAAGAUAUCCAAACUUGAUAAAAGUAAACUUACAAAGGAUCAAAGUCCUUAUAUGCCCCAGAUUCCUGAUAUUGCCAAAUGUCCUGAGCAUCUGUUGCCAUUGAAACAGUGGGAGGAUGCAUUUCUUGCAGAAUUUUCUGCACUAAGAGCGAAUCUGUCAUGCCUUGUUGAAGAAGGUUCAAACACCAUGCAAUCUCGCAAUGAUUUUGGAGUUAUGAGCAGAGAUAUGCUACUUUGUAAUAACAUGAGCAUUGCUAAGGCUGAUCAACCUACUAUCUUGGCUGGCAAAGAUAAGGAUAACAUUAUUCCCACUCCUCUAGAUAAUGCUGGAUUGAAAACUUCCAUAGAUCAAACUUGCAGCAAUAUUCCCACUCCUCCCCUGCUUUCUGCAAUCCUUGGAAUGGACUCUGUAGCUCGAGUAUCAAUGUUGCUGAAACGAAUUCGCCUGCUGGAACAUGAAAACACCAUCACAAGAAAUGAUUGCUUGUGGCUUUUUGCUCUAUGUGCAGCAGUAGAUGCUCCACUUGAUGCAGACACUUGUGCUGCACUCAGGAGUCUGCUGCGAAAGUGUGCCAACAUUCGUGCUGGAAAAGCUGAACUGGAUGAUGAGGUUGUAAUGUUGAAUAUAUUGGCUACAAUUUCAGGGAGAUAUUUUGGACAAUCUGAAAAUUGA
This is a messenger RNA of Vicia faba (fava bean), 1422 nucleotides long. The record is from the annotation of a GenBank genome assembly. Lineage: Eukaryota; Viridiplantae; Streptophyta; Magnoliopsida; Fabales; Fabaceae.